Molecule: messenger RNA, 1945 nt
Organism: Paraphaeosphaeria sporulosa
Lineage: Eukaryota; Fungi; Ascomycota; Dothideomycetes; Pleosporales; Didymosphaeriaceae
Product: FAD/NAD(P)-binding domain-containing protein
Exons: 6
Coding region: 1-1812 (603 amino acids)
Molecular function (GO): N,N-dimethylaniline monooxygenase activity; NADP binding; flavin adenine dinucleotide binding
Source: RefSeq, a predicted model, not a curated record
AUGGCUCCUGACCUCAACUCUAUAAAAUCCAAUGGCAGAUGGGACUACUCCACCCCAGGAUCCGAAGGCUACAAUAUCCCCAACAUAACUUACAAUGUGGGUGAUCCCUCCACCCGUCGGAUGAAGAUCCUCACUAUUGGUGCCGGACUCAGCGGCAUACUUCUCGCAUACCAAAUCCAGAAACAUUGUGAGAAUGUGGAACAUGUCAUAUACGAGAAGAACGCCGAUCUUGGAGGUACUUGGCUCGAGAACAGAUACCCCGGAUGUGCAUGUGAUAUCCCGAGCCACGCAUACACGAUGAACUUCGCCCUCAACCCCGACUGGCCACGAUUCUUCUCAUACGCACCCGACAUCCACAAAUACCUUUGCAAAGUGUGUGAUGUUUUCGAUCUCCGCAGAUACAUGACCUUCAACACCGAGGUAGUGCGUGCAGAGUGGCAGGAUGACAGCGGGAAUUGGAAGGUCAGCCUUCGGCAGAAGUCACCAUCCGGCGAAAUCAAAGAGUUCGAAGAGGAGUGCGACCUGCUGCUAUACGCCACCGGGAUCCUGAACAAUUUCAAAUGGCCGGACAUUCCGGGCCUGAAGAAGUUCAAAGGGCGUGUCGUCCAUACUGCGUACUGGCCAGAGGACUACCAAGAAGAGCAGUGGAAGGACGAUCGCGUCGCGAUUAUUGGCUCCGGCGCAUCGUCGAUCCAGACCGUACCGAAGAUGCAGCCGCACGUGAAGCAUAUGGACAUAUUCGUGCGUACGGGGGUCUGGUUUGUGCAGAUUGCGAACAACUUUGGGCAGAACAAGGAGUACACAGAGGAGGAGCGGGAUACCUUUCGUAAAAAUCCGGAGGCGCUCGUGGCGCAUGCGAGAGACAUCGAAGGCCAAGUGAAUGGCCUUUGGGGGGUGUUUUACCACGGUAGCGAGGCGCAGAAGGAAUCGCAAAAGGUGUUAAGAGCAAGAAUGAAAGAGUUCAUCAAAGACGAGAGGUUACUGGAAGGCUUUACUCCCAAGUUCGAAAUCGGCUGCCGCCGCAUCACCCCUGGAGACCCCUACAUGGAGGCUAUUCAGAAAGAUAACGUUGAUGUGAGUUUCACCGCGGUCGACGCGAUCACAGAAAAAGGUGUCGUUGGCGGCGACGGCAAAGAGCGAGAAGUAGAUACAAUCAUCUGCGCGACCGGCUUUGACGUGACAUACCGGCCGCGCUUCCCAAUCAUCGGCAAGAAUGGUGUCGAUCUAUACAAAAAGUGGGAGAAAGAGCCCGAGUCGUAUCUCGGACUUGGUUGCCCAGACAUGCCUAAUUGGCUUAUGUACAUUGGUCCCACUUGGCCGGUGGAAAAUGGCUCCGUGGCUGGCCCCCUGCUGUCUGUGGUUGAGUACACCAUUCAGAUCAUCAAGAAAAUGCAGCGCGAGCACAUCAAGUCUUGGGUUCCGCGGCAAGACAUUACCGACAGAUUCAACGAACAUGCGCAAGAAUGGAUUAAGCACACAGUCUGGAAAGACGAUUGUCGGUCGUGGUACCGAAAUAAUGAGACGGGACGCGUGAAUGCGGUCUGGCCAGGGUCUUCACUACAGUAUAGCGAAGUAAUCGAGGCACCCCGCUACGAAGACUUUCACAUCGAAUACUUGCACAAGAAUCCUUGGGCGCACAUGGGGAUGGGCUUUUGCAUGGCAAAUACGGUCGAAGGCAGCGAUCUAAGUCCCUAUCUACAGCUGGAGAAUAUCGAUCCGAAAUGGUUGAAAGCUGUGGGUUAUGAAGGAACCCCAGAAGAAUCGCAGAACGGCAGAAAGCAUCCGAAUCGUCACCGCGAGUUAUACUGGUAAUGUUUUUGAGCGCGGAGCGAUCCCUUCACAUGGGGCUAGGUCGACCGAGUCUUCUCAAAUUAGCGGAUAGGCUGCAUGAUGCGCCACUAGUAUCUAUGGCAUCCAGUUGCUGUGGGUUAAUUGAGCUCUUGAC